UGCCGAGCAAACUCUGCUCUUCUUUGAUCAUCCGUUUAGAGCUGGACGGGAGCCUAGAAAUCACAGGUUCACAAAUCGAGAACUGGAAGAAACCUCAGAAGCCAUUUUGUCCAGUCCCCUCAUUUUAAAGGUACAAUCUGGGGGCGAUUGCAGGUCAGUGCUGGUCUCUGUUUAUCAGCAAGAGAUGGUCACAUUGUUCAGUCAGACCCCAAACCAACUUCCUGAAAUGGUUAAUUACCAAGUCAUGCUGGCUGCUCCCCCAAGAAGCUGUCUAUGGAGUGAAAACCAACCUGUCUGGCUGACAGUACUGGGAAAAAGAAAUCUGACCAGGAUUCUUUACGGUUUAAAGAAAAGAAUUGAUGAUUUCUAAAUAAUGGAGCACCCUCCAACUACUGUGAGUUCUCCAGAGCCCAUAUCAGAUACCCAGAUCCAGGUGAAUGGGUCCUUCUUGAAAUCACAAUCAACAGAAAAUGUCUCAACUUAUGUUUCUCUGCUUAUCUCCAUACUGGGAACAAUUGGCAAUGGACUUGUCAUCUGGUAUCUCAUCUUCCACUUCAAGAAGAACCCUUUUACUGUCUACAUCCUCCACCUCUCAAUGGCUGACUUAACUUUCCUACUUUGUACUUCUACCAAUACUAUAGUUCACAUGUUUUAUUCCAAGAAUGACUCAACCAAACUACAAUUAUUUGACUUCGUCUUCUGCGUGCUGAUUCCGUUUGGCUACAACACUGGCCUCUACCUCCUGACAGCCAUCAGUAUAGAGAGGUGUCUUUCAGUCCUUUAUCCCAUCUGGUACCAAUGCCAACGCCCAAAGCACCAGUCUGCUGUGGUUUGCAUCUUGCUGUGGGCACUCUCCAUUUUUGUGACCUGGUUAGAAGGCUUUUUCUGUCUUCAGGGUACCCAUCCCAGGUUCCCCAUUAGACCACGUGCUAUGGUGGAAGUAUUUUUGCUUAUCUUGAAUUUCAUUGUGUUUGCCCCUCUCAUGGUCUUCUCGAGCUUGACUCUCUUUAUCAAGGUCUUCUGUAAUCUGAAGCACUGCCAACCAGCCAAGCUUUACAUCAUCAUCAUAAGCAUGGUGAUUCUGUUCUUUCUCUUUGCAAUGCCUUUGAGAGUCUUGUUGAUGUUAUUUGACUUCCAGGAUGAAAACAAUGAAUUUCUAUCGAUAGUAUUUAUAUAUCUGAAUUUAUUAUCUUGUAUUAAUAGUACCAUCAACCCAGUUGUCUAUUUGGUGGUUGGUCGGCUCAGGGGGCAGAGAGCCAGGAAGUCCUUGAAAGACACAAUGCAAAAGAUCUUUGAGGAUAACCCAUGUCCAUGUGGGAGAGAAAAACCUGGGCACUCCAAAAUCAGUGCCCUCCUCAGGGGCACUGAUAAACAAACAAGCAAACUGUCUCCUGUAUUAAACACCAGUAACCUAUAAAAUAGAUUCUCAGCCAGGAGAAGAAAAGAUUGCUGCCCAUCUCUGCAGACAAUUUUUAAAAUUCCUUUUGCAUCUUUGAGGGAAAGAACAGGUUUACAGAAGUAUUGUAAACAUACGUCUUGAUGGGGCUGUCCAAACUACUCCUAGUCCAUUCCACUCACCACCUUCUAAUCCUGUCCUCUGUAACAGAUACUGGGAAAUGGUUUUACUUAUUUUCAAAAAGCCUUGAAUCUACCACUAAACCCACCCACUACACAACACUGUCUUAUAAGUGAUUAAACUCCUAGCUAGGCACUUUAAAAUGACUGAUG
Messenger RNA from Vombatus ursinus (common wombat), 1728 nucleotides. RefSeq names its product mas-related G-protein coupled receptor member H-like. Gene Ontology annotation, cellular component: membrane. The record is from RefSeq and is a predicted model, not a curated record. Gene Ontology annotation, molecular function: angiotensin receptor activity. Gene Ontology annotation, biological process: G protein-coupled receptor signaling pathway. NCBI's taxonomy places the organism in Eukaryota, Metazoa, Chordata, Mammalia, Diprotodontia, Vombatidae. The transcript has 4 exons. The coding region runs from base 374 to 1417 and encodes 347 amino acids.